Pseudozyma flocculosa PF-1 is the source of this 1026-nucleotide messenger RNA. RefSeq lists its product as uncharacterized. NCBI's taxonomy places the organism in Eukaryota, Fungi, Basidiomycota, Ustilaginomycetes, Ustilaginales, Ustilaginaceae. Gene Ontology annotation, molecular function: ATP binding; protein serine/threonine kinase activity. The transcript has 4 exons. Gene Ontology annotation, biological process: DNA damage response; regulation of transcription by RNA polymerase III; regulation of transcription by RNA polymerase I. Bases 1 to 1026 code for a protein of 341 amino acids. The record is from RefSeq and is a predicted model, not a curated record. Gene Ontology annotation, cellular component: cytosol; protein kinase CK2 complex; nucleus.
AUGGGCGGAAAGAGCUGCGCCAGGGUCUAUGCGGGCGCAAACGAAAAGUUUGGUCGCCAGUGGUGGGACUAUGACAACCUCGCGGUGCAAUGGGGCACGCAAGACAACUACGAGGUGCUGCGGAAGGUCGGGCGAGGCAAGUACUCGGAGGUGUUUGAGGGCGUCAACAUUGCGACGUCGGGGGGCCUGCCGGAAAAGUGCAUCAUCAAGGUGCUGAAGCCGGUCAAGAAGAAGAAGAUCAAGCGCGAGAUCAAGAUUCUGCAGAACCUCGCCGGCGGGCCCAACGUCGUCGGCCUGCUCGACGUGGUGCGCGACCCGCAGUCCAAGACGCCGUCGAUCAUCACCGAGUACGUCAACAACACCGACUUCAAGAUCCUAUACCCCAAGUUCACCGACUUUGACGUGCGGUUCUACAUCUUUGAGCUGCUCAAGGCCCUCGACUUCUGCCACUCGAGAGGCAUCAUGCACCGCGACGUCAAGCCGCACAACGUCAUGAUUGACCACGAGAAGCGCAAGUUGCGGCUGAUUGACUGGGGCCUGGCCGAGUUCUACCACCCCUACACCGAGUACAACGUGCGCGUGGCCUCGCGCUACUUCAAGGGGCCGGAGCUGCUGGUCGACUUCCAGGAGUACGACUACUCGCUCGACAUGUGGUCGCUGGGAUGCAUGUUUGCGUCGAUGAUUUUCCGCAAGGAGCCCUUUUUCCACGGCCACGACAACUACGACCAGCUCGUCAAGAUCUGCAAGGUGCUCGGCACCGACGAGCUGUACGCCUACCUGGAAAAGUACGACAUCGAGCUCGACCCGCAGUACGACGACAUCCUCGGACGCUACCAGCGGAAGCCGUGGAGCCGCUUCAUCACCUCCGAGAACCAGCGGUACAUUUCCAACGACGCCAUCGACUUUUUGGACAAGCUGCUCAGGUACGACCACCAGGAGCGGCUCACGGCCAAGGAGGCCCAGGACCACGCCUACUUUGAGCCCGUCCGCGCCGCCGCCGCCAGGGGCGAGGUGGUGGCGACGUAG